This is a messenger RNA of Haplochromis burtoni (Burton's mouthbrooder), 1674 nucleotides long. RefSeq names its product cytochrome P450 2F2-like. Gene Ontology annotation, cellular component: intracellular membrane-bounded organelle; cytoplasm. Gene Ontology annotation, biological process: xenobiotic metabolic process. Lineage: Eukaryota; Metazoa; Chordata; Actinopteri; Cichliformes; Cichlidae. The annotation marks the transcript as partial. Gene Ontology annotation, molecular function: iron ion binding; heme binding; oxidoreductase activity, acting on paired donors, with incorporation or reduction of molecular oxygen, reduced flavin or flavoprotein as one donor, and incorporation of one atom of oxygen. The transcript is spliced from 10 exons. The record is from RefSeq and is a predicted model, not a curated record.
UCAUCUGAGGGUGUGACGCAUGGAUUUCAAACAUGUCAUUUUGUUUCCUCCCAGCUGAGGAAGUCUUACGGAGAUGUCUACAGUAUUUUCAUCGGUUGUAAACCAGCUGUAGUCAUCAAUGGUGUAAAGGCCAUGAAGGAGGCUAUGGUGACCAAGGCUGCUGAUUUUGCUGGACGACCUCAAGGCUUGUUCGUUAAUGAGCUCAGUGAUGGGAAAGGAGUCAUUAUGGCAGAUUAUGGCUCUAAGUGGAGGGAACAGCGUCGCUUUGCUUUGAUGACUUUGAGGAACUUUGGUCUGGGAAAGAAUUCAAUGGAGGAGAGAAUUCAUGACGAGAUCAAACACAUCAUCGGUACCCUGGAAAAGAACAUUGGUAAAACAAUGAGCCCUAAGGUUAUGUUUCAUAAUGCAGCCUCCAACAUCAUCUGCCAGGUUCUGUUUGCUAGACGCUACAAGUACGAUGAUGAGUUAAUCAAACUGUUUGUUGAAGUCUUUACCGAGGUUUCAAAGAUAGUCAAUGGACCGUGGGCCACGCUGUAUGACUCUUUUCCUAUAAUACGUAACCUGCCACUGCCCUUCCAAAAGGCCUUUAAGAAAAUGGAGAUUUAUAAGAAUCUUUCACGUCACAUGGUGAGCGAGCACAGAGAGACUCGAGUUCCCGGAGAGCCACGAGACUUUAUUGACUGCUACCUGGAUGAACUGGAGAAGAGAGUUGAUGAAGAGUCUUCAUUUUCAGAAGAAGAGCUCAUUAUGUACUCGCUGAAUCUUCACUUCGCUGGGACUGACACCACCUCUAACACGCUUCUUACUGGUUUUCUUUACCUGAUGAACUAUCCACACAUACAAGAACGAUGUCAGCACGAGAUAGACCGAGUGUUAGACGGGAAGGACCACGCCAGUUUUGAAGAUAGACACAAUAUGCCCUACGUGCAGGCAGUGAUUCAUGAAGUACAGAGGGUUGCCAACACUGUUCCUCUCAGCGUCUUCCACUGCACCACCAGGGACACAGAGCUCAUGGGAUAUUCCAUUCCCAGGGGUACAGUAAUUAUCCAGAAUCUGACCUCAGUACUCAACGAGGACGGACAGUGGAAAUUCCCUCAUGAAUUCAACCCAGAAAACUUCCUAAAUGACCAAGGAGAGUUUGUUAAACCAGAGGCUUUCAUGCCUUUCUCUGCAGGUCCUCGGGUGUGUCUCGGAGAGGGUCUGGCUCGUAUGGAGCUCUUCCUCAUCAUGGUGACUCUGCUGAGGAGAUAUCAGUUCAUCUGGCCCGAGGACGCAGGAGAACCAGACUUCACUCCGGUCUACGGGAUCACCUUAACUCCCAAACCUUUUAGCAUGAAGAUCCAACUCAGGACACCACAGUGAGAUGGUGUGCAGACGCUGUAGCUCAGUGACUCAGAUAAAAAUAGAGUCAUACUUAGAAUUGAAUAAAAAAAAAUUCUGCUGCCUUAAAGUCAACAGUCACAAAAGUAAAAUAUACAUAAAUUGGGCGAGUGCACCUAUCCCAACAUAGGGUUUGAUCCUUAAUUAGUCUCUAAACUAUGUAUUAGAUUUUCCCAAAUACUGCAGCGGCUACCCUGUGGCAACGCUUUGUGUGAUUUGGAGCUAUAUAAAAAAAAACCUGACCAACAGUCGUCCAACAUCUAAUUUGGAAAAAAAAAAGAUGUGUGAAUGUGA